AUGGAUGAGAUGAGCAAUGAAGACAAGACAACGACAGAGACUUCGGGCUCAAGUGAUUCAGUCUUGCCGCUCAUGAAACGCGUGAAACCUACUGUUGUUGUUGAAACGCCUCCUGCCUUGUCUAACACGGUGACAACAACGAAAUACAAAGGAGUGGUUCAGCAGCAGAACGGUAAUUGGGGUGCUCAGAUUUACGCGGACCAUCGGAGGAUUUGGCUUGGAACUUUCAAAUCCGCUGCUGAAGCCGCCGCUUCUUACGACAGCGCAUCCAUUAAGCUUCGAAGCUUUGAUGCUAACUCGCACCGGAACUUCCCUUGGUCUGAUUUCACGGUCCAUGAACCGGAUUUUCAAAAGCCCUUCACGACAGAAGCUGUGUUGAACAUGAUCAAAGAAGGUUCUUAUCAGCACAAGUUCAGAGACUUUCUCAAACUCCGAUCUCAGAUGGUGGCGUGUAUCAACAUCGGUGGAUCAAAACAAGUUCAAGGUGGAGGAGGACGAGGAGAAGCAGCUCAAGAAUCGGGAAACUGUUUUUCUUGGACGACGGAGCUUUUUCAUAAGGAGUUGACACCGAGCGAUGUAGGGAAACUGAAUAGGCUUGUGAUACCUAAGAAGCACGCAGUGAAGCAUCUGCCUUACAUAAGCGAUGAUCACAACGAGAAAGAAGAGGGCGAGACAGGAGGAGCUGUGGAUGAUUUGGAAGACAUAGAGUUUUACGACAGAGAAAUGAGACAAUGGAAGUUUAGGUAUUGUUACUGGAAAAGUAGCCAGAGCUUUGUCUUCACCAGAGGAUGGAAUGCAUUCGUCAAGGCGAAGAAUCUCAAGGAGAAGGAUAUUAUCGUCUUUUACGAUUGCAAUGUCCCGAGCGAUGCCAAGACAUUAGAAGGCCAAAGCAAGAACUUCAAGAUGAUCGAUGUUCAUUACUUUUCAGGCAACGGUUUCAUGGUUCCUGAGGAAGUCAAUAAGACGGCUCAGGAGAGUUCUGGUGAAGAAAUGAAGACAGGAAACGUCUUUAGCUCAAAGUUAGAAGAUGAAGAACCCAAAUCUGAGGAGAAAAAGGGAGGAGGGUUUAUGCUGUUUGGUGUUAGGAUCCAAUAG
This is a messenger RNA of Camelina sativa (false flax), 1095 nucleotides long. RefSeq names its product AP2/ERF and B3 domain-containing transcription factor At1g51120-like. Lineage: Eukaryota; Viridiplantae; Streptophyta; Magnoliopsida; Brassicales; Brassicaceae. Gene Ontology annotation, molecular function: DNA-binding transcription factor activity; DNA binding. The record is from RefSeq and is a predicted model, not a curated record. Gene Ontology annotation, biological process: regulation of DNA-templated transcription.